Molecule: messenger RNA, 1832 nt
Organism: Polyodon spathula (Mississippi paddlefish)
Lineage: Eukaryota; Metazoa; Chordata; Actinopteri; Acipenseriformes; Polyodontidae
Gene: ankrd1a
Product: ankyrin repeat domain 1a (cardiac muscle)
Exons: 9
Coding region: 75-1001 (308 amino acids)
Biological process (GO): regulation of transcription by RNA polymerase II
Cellular component (GO): nucleus
Molecular function (GO): RNA polymerase II-specific DNA-binding transcription factor binding
Source: RefSeq, a predicted model, not a curated record
UGAUGGGUCUCAGUAGAUCUGAAAUUGUCACCUGGGGAGUUCAGCAUUAAGAAGUACUACAGAUCUUUGCAAACAUGAUGAUCUUAAGAGUGGAAGAGCUGGUUACUGGCAAAAAGUGUGAGGACAAAGAGAAUGGAGAACAGGAGAAGUUCAGAGGAGGAGAAUAUGAAUCAGCAGUUACCAAAGAGAAGCACGAUGAUCUGAAAUCACACAACGAGGUCCUGCCUUUGAAACAGAACUUCCAAAAUGAGAACGAGAAAAAAGCAACGGUGAGAAAAGUUGAACUGAAGCCUAAGCUUGAGACUCUGGAUGAUCUUCAAAUCAUUGUGAAUCUGAAGAAGAGGAAGAGAGUGAAGAGAGUGCCAGCUGCAAAAAAAGAACCAGAGCCAGAAGUCAUACCUGAUGUAGUGGAUGUCACCACAUUCUUGAAAGCUGCAGUGGAGAAUAAAUUACCUGUGGUUGAGAAGUACCUUGCAGAUGGUGGUGAUCCCAAUGCUUGUGAUCAGUUUCAAAGGACAGCAUUGCACAGAGCAUGCUCAGAAGGCCAUAUGGAAAUUGUGAAUAAAUUACUUGAAGCUGGGGCUUUGAUUGAAAACAAAGAUAAGCUUCAUUCCACUGCUGUCCACUGGGUGUGUCGUGGUGGAUCCCUUCCUGUUCUGGAGCUGUUAUUAAACAAAGGGGGGAAUUUCAAUGCAAGAGACAAGUUGCGUAGUACUCCUUUACAUGUAGCUGUCAGGACUGGACAUUAUGAAUGUGCUGAACAUCUCAUUGCUUGUGGAGCAGACAUCAAUGCAAAAGACCUGGAAGGAGACACUUCCUUGCAUGAUGCUGUGAGGUUGAACCGUUUCAGAAUCAUUAGGCUUUUGCUUAUGUAUGGAGCAAACGUGACCACUAAGAAUUCUGAUGGGAAGUCCCCAAUGGAGAGUGUACUUCAGUGGCAGAGUGCAGCAAAAAACAUCUUGACUAGCUUUGUGGAAGAGCCAAGCAAGUCCCCAAAUUAAAGCACUUUGAAGACGUGGCAAUGCCAACCAACAAUUACCUACAGAUGUACAACUUUGUGAAGAAAGCAUGUCAUGAACUUGCAUUCAGAAAAUAUGCUAUGCAGAAAUGUGUUAACUUAUUUAUUGAUCUUUACUUCUGAAGCUUAAACUGUAAUUUAUUUAUUUAUUUAAUUUAAAAGACCAAGGGAUGAGCAGAAAAUACUUGUAUUUUUAAUGAUUAAUUAUUUAUUGUGUUGAAAGCAGGCUAUAUUUUAAUUAAUUGAUUUGGCUGGUAGUAAAUCAAAGGGAUCAGAAGAGGUUAUCUUUGAAAGAAAUACUGAGAUUUUACUUUAAGAAAAUGCCUAUUGGGUUAAUGUGAUCUGACAAAAGCACAUUCAAUAUGAAAUUUAAAAAGCAGCACACCUAAUUCGGUUCCAUGUAUAACUGAUGAUACUGUAUUCAAUAUUUUAGCAAACAAUUCUCUUCAGGAAUAUUAGAAGGAUUUUUAGCAAUGUCAAUUUUUAGCAGUAAUAAUAUUUUUAUAUAUAUAAAGUACUACUUGGAUGACCAGUGUACACAAGCCUGUGGAAUGUGAUUUAACUAGUUAAGUGUCAGACCCACAUUAUACUAGAGACUGCUGAAUUUAAACAGACAGAAUGUAGCGAAGGACUGAGCAGCUGUUGAGAAAAAGAGCAAACAAUGUUAUGAGGCCAUACUGUCAAUAUAGGAGAUUCUAAUGCACUACUGUAAUUUUUAUACCUCUUAAUGUAAAGUAUAUAUGUACAUUUUACAAAUAUUUAACUAUUUAGUUUUUUAGCGACCGUAUGUACAAUAAAAAUGCAUUGAAAUUUC